AGUGUGUGCGUGCGUUUGCACAAGUGCUUGCAGUUAUUGCUGUUGUUAUUGUUGUUGUUGUAGCUGAGUGUUUGUGAACUGCUGCGCUGCAUCCUGCUUUUAAUGCACAUCCAAUUGGCAGACACAGCGUCAAACGAUGCUAGCAACAUUUAAGACCAUCUCCUCCACGGCCUUACCACCCCAUCAGAGCCGCUGACACGGGAAGUGGAAGUGAUGUCAUCGCAUUUGCCUGCCGCUGCAGUCGACAAGAAAAAACUUUACUAUAAACGCCGACAUUCUACAAAUAUAGGAGCAACAACCAAAUAGCCGCAUAGCAUAGCACAGCCUUAUUCCAAUUGCUCCGGAUUCUAAAGAGAACGCGUGGAAAAUGCCUCGGCUGCUUUCCCAUUUACAUUUACAGUUGCAACGGCCGCCACAGCUGCUGCUGUUGUUGUUGUUGUGUGUGUUGUUCAACAUAUGCUUGCAACACGUCGUUGUCGUCACAGCUGACAACUUGGAGUCAAAAGCACACAUUGGUGACUAUUUUCCUGCCCUUAAUGAGUUUUCAACUCACACUGUGAUACGCCCCCAAGUGCAACAUGGACGCACUAAGCGCGCCCUGCAGAGCACUCUGGAUGCAACGGAUGGCCUGCACGCGCCGCAGUUAACACUGCUGUACACGCAUCAAGGACAGCGCAUCCAAAUCGAACUGCAGCGCAACGAUCGCCUACUGCCCGACGCCCACUUCCUGCGGUAUCAGAACGCCAGCAAUCGGGCGGAUGGCGCCGCUGGCUACGUGGUGCGCAAGUUUACCAAGACUGACGUUGAUUUAUGUCAUUAUCAGGGAUACAUACGUGGCCAGCCGGACUCCAGUGUGGCACUCUCCACCUGCCACGGCGGCCUCAGUGGCGUCGUCUUCGAUGGCCAGCAUACGUAUUUCAUACACCCCCACAGCGAAGGCAGCGGACGGCUGCAGGAUGACCACUAUCUGCUCAGGCACGCCGACAUGCUGCAACAGAAUGCCACCUGUGGCUACGACAGCCACAAAGACAACUACGAAAGUUGGCCAAGCGAGGACCUGGAGCUGGGCGAUGAGGAGGCGCAACCCACGGUGCCACAGCGCUUGGAUGGCGGGGAAUUUCAGCGCAUGCUGAGGCGCAAGCGACGCCAAACGGAUGAGAGUCAAUUGAUACGUGGCCCAUACAAUGCCAACAAAUACUCCAGCUACGUCGAGCUGGUCAUUGUGGUGGACAACAAAGUGUACAAGCAUUUUGGCGAGAAUGCCAAGCGAGUCCAUCAGCAUUGCAAGGAUCUGGCCAACAUUGUGAAUGCCCUCUAUGUGCCGUUGAACAUCUUCGUGGCGCUCGUGGGCGUCGUCAUUUGGAAUGAGUCGAACGAGAUUGAGUUCUCCAGCGAUGGCGAUGUUACCUUACACAAUUUCCUCAAUUACCGCAGAUCUAAGCUGGUGGUGGACCAUCCCAACGAUAAUGCCCAGCUGCUGACCAAAGAGACGUUCAAUGGCAGCGUUGUGGGCAAGGCGCUGAAGGGGCCCAUUUGCACCUAUGUGUUCUCUGGCGGCGUGAGCGUGCAGCAUAGCCAGGUGCUGGCUGUGGUGGCCACAACCAUGGCCCAUGAGAUGGGUCACAAUUUUGGCAUGGAGCAUGAUUCGAAUGAUUGCCAUUGUCCCGACGAGAAGUGCGUGAUGGCCUCAUCCAGCUCGGCUGUGGUCCCAGUGCACUGGAGCAGCUGCAGCAUCGAUCAGCUGACCAUCGCCUUCUCGCGCGGCAUGAACUAUUGCCUGAGGAAUAAGCCCACUCGCCUCUUCGAUUCGCCGCAGUGCGGCAACGGCUUCGUGGAACCCGGCGAGCAGUGCGAUUGCGGCUUGCCCGCCCACUGCGAGAACAGCUGCUGCAAUCCGGUCACCUGUAUGUUGCACGCGAAUGCAUCCUGCGCCACCGGCGAGUGCUGCGACCUGAAGACCUGCCGACCCAUGAUGGCGGGCAGCACCUGCCGUCCGGCGGGCAACGAAUGCGAUUUACCCGAGUUCUGCACCGGCGAGUCGGAGUAUUGCCCAACGGACGUGUUCCGUCGUGACACGGAGCCCUGUGAUGGGAAUCAGGCGUACUGCUUCUUGGGCUCUUGUCGCUCCCAUACCAACCAAUGCCGCAUCCUGUGGGGGCCCACGGGCAACAACUCGGUGCACUGCUAUGAGAAGAACUUGGAGGGCUCCCGCUUGGGCAACUGUGGCUACAAUCUGCUCAACCAGACAUUCGUCAAGUGCGCGCCACAGCACAUACACUGCGGCAUGCUGCACUGCAACCACCUGAACGAGCGUCUAGAGUUUGGCAUGGAAUCGGCAGCGGUGCUAUCCCAUUCCUUUAUCAGUCACGAUCGGAAAAUUGUGGCCUGCCGCACGGCCCUGGUGGAUCUUGGGCUGCAAACCAUCGAUCCCGGUCUGACGCCAAAUGGCGCUAAGUGUGGCGACCAGAGCAUGUGCGUCAAUCAGCAGUGCCUGGCCUUGGAUCGCGUGCGCAAGAUGGGCAUGGGCGCGCCCUGCCCGGAGAACUGCAACGACAACGGCGUCUGCAACAGCCGUGGCCACUGCCACUGCGAUGUGGGCUUCGGUGGUGAGGCAUGCAGCAAGGCCGGACACGGCGGCUCCGUAGACAGCGGCCCAGCCACAAAUCCGAGCAGUGCUCUCAGCCUUCAGCGCUUGCUGCUCAUCCUGUUCUUCGUGGUGCUGCCGUUUUUAGCCUGCUUCUUUUUGAUCUAUCGAUGUGCGAUCCGGAACAAGAAGCUCUUCGCCAGCGGAAAACUAACCGAUAAUAUCUUGAAAAGCGCCAGCGGUCACAAGCAGCCAUCGACGCGCGUCAAUCAAAAUGGAGCUGGUCCGCCCGCAGGUGGGGCCAAUGGAUUACCCAAAUCGACGCCCAGCAGCACCGACGACAUGAACUCGGCGCUGCUGAAGUCGCCGAGCGAUUCGAGCGAUGCUGCCGCAGCUGGGAAUGCGACGAGCAUGUUUGGCAAAUUCAAGGGAUUCACUUUGCGUCCGCUGAACAAUGCCAGCUCGCCGGCGAGCAACUACAGCGGACCGAAUGUGGCCUUUGUGCAGCCGACGGUGCAGCAGGAUAGCCAUGGGGUGCCACAGCGAGUGGCACCGCCGCCACCGGCAGUUAAGCCAUCGGAACAGAAUGCAGCGAAGACGGCCCAUACAUUGCCGAGAGCAGCGCCUGCGCUGCCACCGCCGAACCCCGGCUCGACAGCACGUCCCAUCAUAUCGAAACCCACGUUGGACUCCAGCACGCUGACCAUGGUGCCUCUGAAAGGCGGCGAUGAUGAUCUCUCGCCCACUCGAUCGGCGCCCGCACCACCCGUGCCGCUGCACGCAGAUCCCAAGCUGAACAUCAAGCGCGACGGCACAAUACGGCGCCUUGCCUCAUUUCUGAAGAAGGACGAGAAGCCUCCACACAAAGAGAAGACGUACAUUGAUCGCGAACGAUUGCGCAAAAUGGAAAUCUCGGCACCGAUGCCAGUGCCGACGCCAGCGCCGUUGCCGCUGCAGGCAGAGUCCUCCAAUUCGGACUCGGAGACAACACCGCGCGAGGAGGAGACCAAGAACUUAGUGAAGCGCACUCAGUCCAUGCGAUCGCCCACCAAGAAGACGCAGGUGCAGACAUUUGGCUCGAUGCGUUCGCCUCCCGGAGCAGCCCGGCCCAAGAGUUCAGUGAACGCUGCCAACGCCGCCGGCACACGACCCAAGUCCCCGCCACCACGCCCGCCUCCGGUGGCCAAGAAAACCAAUUCAACCAGCUCGUCAGGCUAUCAGCUGCCAGUGGCUACCGCCCAGACCACGACGGAGAAUACCUACGAUGACUGCGAGCUCGUGGAGUCGCCAUCUACUCGCGCGUCCAGCGAUGCCAUCUACUCGGUCAUUGACGAGAUUCCUCCAGCUGCCCAGACCCUCAAGCGCAGUGAACUCGUAGCCAGCUUGGCCAGCAAUGCAGGAGCAAACGGCGAUAUGGGUUUGCUGGGUGAGAUUGUCAAUGAGUUUGAGAAACUCAAUGGCGGCGAUUCCAUCUACUCGGGCAAAGCAUCAGCAGCUACAGCAGCAGCGGCAGUUGACGAGCCAGAAGCGCCACGUAGUCCCCAGCGUCCGGCACCGCCGAGGCCGGCGGGCAGCAACAGAAAUAGCAGCUCAGCCAGUGCUGAGGAGAAGACAGCCGUUACGCCCACAUAUCUGCGUGCACCUCCCAUCAAUGCCCCAGUGGCGCGUGUGGCGCCAACACGCUCCGACAUCUCACCAUCACGCGCAUUCUCGAGCUUCAAGCCAGCGCCAGCAAAUGCAACCAGCAGCAGCAGCAAGUCAAGCAGUAACAGCGGCAGUAGUAACGCCAACAGAGCAGCUGCUGCGCAGCCGGCACGCAUCAGCGGUGGAGCACGUCCCAAGUCAUUUACGAAGACAGCUAAAGCACUGCCCAAUGGCGUGGCAGUCGCACCCUCGGCCACCAUACAGAAGCCCAAGCCGCUCUCGGCGAAGCCUUCGUUCAGCGGCGAAUUGCCGAAGCGUCUGGCUGGCGCAUCGUCUGCAACGGCAGCUGCCGCACCAACACCGCCCACAGUGAAGGCGUCAGCGAACAUAGCGUCGCUAACGCAGCGAUUCGAGCAGCGAAAGUAGUUUAGAGCGAAUUAUUAAAACCUAUGACUUUAUAUAUUGUAAGCUAGGUUAGGUACGAUCAAAUAUCAUUUUUGGCACUGAUUAUCGAAACAGUUGUUGAUAUUCAUUCCUUUUUAGCUAACCCUCUAGCUAGGUCUAAGACGUUGCUUAAUUUACGUG
Messenger RNA from Drosophila hydei, 4813 nucleotides. It is a transcript of the gene Meltrin, whose product is annotated as disintegrin and metalloproteinase domain-containing protein 12. Bases 368 to 4654 code for a protein of 1428 amino acids. The transcript is spliced from 8 exons. Gene Ontology annotation, molecular function: metalloendopeptidase activity. The record is from RefSeq and is a predicted model, not a curated record. Gene Ontology annotation, biological process: membrane protein ectodomain proteolysis. NCBI's taxonomy places the organism in Eukaryota, Metazoa, Arthropoda, Insecta, Diptera, Drosophilidae.